GGGGCCCCGAGGGAUGGCCCCGGGGCGCCCAGAUAAGAGCGCGCCGCGGGCGGGAGGCGGGCCCGGGCCCCGCGAUGUCGCCCGUGCUGCUGAGCCUGGCCGCGCUGUGCUGGGGAGCCGUGUCCCCCGAGCCGACGAUUCAGUGUGACUCUGAACCCGGACCAUCUCCAGAGUGGAUGGUCCGACAUACUCUGACCCCGGGAGACUUGAGGGACCUCCAGGUGGAACCUGUUAAAAGCAGUGCUGCAAUGGAGGACUAUUCAAUUUUGAUGAAUGUAAGCUGGAGACUCCGGGCAGAUGCCAGCAUUCGCUUGUUGAAGGCCACCAAGAUCUGUGUGACAGGCAAGGGCGACCACCAGUCCUACAGCUGCGUGAGGUGCAAUUACACAGAGGCCUUCCAGACUCAAAGCAGACCCUCUGGUGGCAGAUGGACGUUUUCCUACAUAGGCUUUCCUGUAGAGCCCAGCACACUCUACUUCAUUGGAGCCCACAAUAUCCCCAACGCAAAUAUGAAUGAAGACCCCCCUUCCAUGUCUGUGAACUUCACCUCAGCAGGCUGCCUAGACCACAUAAUGAAAUACAAAAAAAAGUGCAUCGAGGCAGGAAGUCUGUGGGAUCCAGACAUCACUGCUUGCAAGAAGAACGAGACGACGGUAGAAGUGAAUUUUACAACCAGCCCUCUUGGAAACAAAUACAUGGCUCUCAUCCAAAAUAACAUUGUAAUUGGGUUUUCUUACAUGCUGGAGAACCAACCCCCAACUCGAGCUUCGGUGGUGAUCCCAGUAACUGGGGAAAGUGAAGGUGCUGUGGUCCAGCUGACUCCGUAUUUCCAUACUUGUGGCAAUGACUGCAUCCGACGCAAAGGGACAGUUGUGCUUUGCCCACAAACAGGCAGAAGCAUAUUGGGUGGCUGGCUGCCUCUCUUCCUCUCAGCUCUGCUAGUAGCCACAUGGGUGCUGGUGGUUGUGAUCUAUCUAAUGUGGAAGCAUGAAAGGACCAAGAAGGCUUCCUUCCCUACCACCACGCUACUGCCCCUCAUUAAGGUUCUUGUGGUCUACCCAUCUGAAAUCUGUUUCCAUCACACAGUUUGUUACUUCACUGAAUUUCUUCAAAAUCAUUGCAGAAGUGAGGUUAUCCUUGAAGAAUGGCAGAAAAAGAAAAUAGCUGAGAUGGGUCCAGUGCAGUGGCUUACCACUCAGAAGAAAGCAGUUGAUAAAGUCAUCUUCCUUCUUUCCAAUGAUGUCAGCUCCAGUUGUGAUAACACCUGUGGCCAGAGGGAGGGCAGCCCGCACGAGAGCUCCCAAGACCUAUUCCCCCUGGCCUUUAACCUCUUCUGCAGCGAUCUGAGAAGCCAGACUCCUCUUGACAAAUACAUGGUAGUCUAUUUUAGGGAUGCUGAUAUCAAAGAUGAAUACAGUGCGCUCAGUGUCUGCCCCAAGUACCACCUCAUGAGGGAUGCUGCUGCUUUCUGUACAGAACUCCGCGUCAAGCAGCCAGGGUCAGGAGGAAAGAGACUGACAGCCUGUUUCCUAUAGCCCACCCAUGAGAAAUGAGGGGCCUUGAAGCCUUCUUACCCACAGGGGGAAGGUAUCUCAGAUGAUUCUGAAGGUUCCUAUAUGGGCUACAUGCAGGAAAUAUUUUGUAUACACCUGCUUUAUGUAGCAAGAAAAAUAGGAUUCAAAACAAUACAUAUGCCUUAGUUUAAUUAGAACUUUUAUGCCAAUGAAACUGUUACAAAUACUAACUACUGUUGCAUUAACUGAAGGACAGAAACUAAAUUUAUAAAGCUAAAUCAACUUCAUACCUAAAAGUCAAGGAGACUUAAAAUGCAGAACUAAAACCACUGAUAACAACAAAGCAUCUUCCAGGAGAACAUCCAGUCUUGAAUAGCCCACGCACUGCACUGUAAGCAAAAUUAUUUAUUUCUGUGACAUUCUGAACUUAAGUUAGUGAAUACCAAAUUUAAGAAAACCUUUGCUGCUUCACUAGUAACUUCAUAGGUGAAAAACCCUCUAUUAUAUACAAAAGCUAUUUUAAAGAAAACAGAAUAGGUAAUAACAAGCUGAACUCCUCUUUGCUGACCAGAUGAUGUAGUAUAUGUAUAGCCAUUUGUAUUAUCUGGCACUUGCAUAGGACCUUCCUGCCCUGAACUAGAUUCAUGUCCUAUCUGAUUCUUGUACAGGUGACUUUUAACAUGAUUACCAACAUCCAUUACCUGCAGACCUAAUGUCUACUUUGGCCCAGUUAUCUUUAAGAGGUUAUUGUAAGAGUUCAGAGUUUCUUGGUGAAUAUGUAACUUUUCCUGUUCAAAACACAAUUCCUGCUCCAUCGAAAGUCAGCCCUCUUGAAAUAAUUAGGCUUUUUAUAAAUGGAAUUAUAAUGGUUUGCCCGAAUAAAAAAUUACCAAGAGCUAGAAAUGUAUGGUAUUUAAAGUCUCCCAACUUCUUUUUAUAAAAGAAUCUUUUUCUUAACGCAGAGAUUACCAAGAGGCCAUUUAUAUUAGCACACAAUUUUUCUAGGAAUGCUUGUCUCUCUCACACAGUGCAAUACUGAAUCUGCCCUAGAAUGUGGAUCAGCUUUUGAUGGAUAACUUUUGAAAUGUAUUUGUGAAGUGUUAAAGCUAACCUUAAAGGGACAGGUCUUACAGAUAAAAUAAAAAACAAAAUAAGGAAGCACAGAAUGAAAACUCACCAUGUCCAACUUCACAAGCAGACACUUGGUAAUGGUGAGGCAAUAUGUUUAAUGUGGUUAAACUCACUUGUCAUGAACAGUUUUCAAGGCGCUUUUAAGUGCUAGUAACAAAAGACGGACAAAGCUUAUGUCAAAACUUGGACCAGAAACCAACUUCCUCUGAAUCAGUAUCUACCAGUUAUAAGGGUAAUAGGUUACUAUGUAAAAAACCAAUUAUACAUAAAAUACAUUUUGCUUUUGGAACUAGGUAGACAUUAAUAAAUUGGGGUGAAACAGUGCAGAAAAAUAAAUAAAAUCAAUAUUGUAUAAAUUUAUUUUGUUAAAAUUUUUAAAAAAUAAAGAGUACACAAUCUUA
Messenger RNA from Canis lupus familiaris (dog), 3046 nucleotides. It is a transcript of the gene IL17RB, whose product is annotated as interleukin 17 receptor B. Gene Ontology annotation, molecular function: interleukin-17 receptor activity. The record is from RefSeq and is a predicted model, not a curated record. Bases 75 to 1535 code for a protein of 486 amino acids. Lineage: Eukaryota; Metazoa; Chordata; Mammalia; Carnivora; Canidae. The transcript is spliced from 11 exons.